GCUAACCUGAGUCUAUUUCUGAUUGUUUGUGUAGGUCGUGUUAUCCUAGCUGAGAGAAUGUUCUAGUUGUUGCAAAGGUGAGGUGGUGAGUAUAAAAAUUCAGACUAAUUUUUUUUUCUUCCCUACAGUCAUUACAGCGCAUAGAAGAAUUUUAGGUUUGAGAUCAUGUUACUCUGAGUGUGUCCGCAUUGGCAAGCUGAAAUGUUUGUUUGAAAGACUACGCUGCGAAUUGAACCCGCGUCUCUUGGUUGCUUACUAAAUUGAUCUAUAUACGAGUUCAAGUCAGUUCGAGUAUACAGUGGGUCAUAUUUCGGAACUCAAUCUACGGUUCUUUCCAGGCUUUUAGGAAAGGACGCCCAAAUUCUGGGGGGAAAGAAAAAUUAUUUCAAUGAUUUCCCCAAGUAUAUUAAUAUAUCCGAAACAAAAUACAUUCAAUUCUCAUUAUUAUUAUACAAUUGACAUUUUGAUCAAUUUCAUGGUGUACCUGGCUGAAUGAAAAUGUCGUAGUUAAGUAAAGAAGCAUAGCGGCACAAACUCACAAAGCCAAGUGUGUUUGAAAAAUUUCGAAUGAGCUUGGAACAGAUACUGACAUGAAGUAACGUAAUUUCAAAGGUUUUCCAGAGGAACGUUUUCUCGAACCCACCCUCCCCCCUCUUUACUGUAGAUGUAUCGUUAUACCAAAAUUGGACGCCCUCUUCAGCACCCUGGCUAAAAGCCUGGUUCUUUCGAUAUCAAUGUUUAUCGUUUAUCGUUUACCAAGGUUUACAGUAUACGAAAUGUUAUUCAGGAAGUUGUCUGUAUGGUUGGUGUUAAGUAAAUAUUUCUACUCUAUAUUGAUUUUAGACUUCCUGCAUUCUACCUUAUGAUUUUAACAUUGUCGAGAACGUUUUCGAAAAUUUAUUGAAAUUUAUUUGAUUGUCAGGUAAACGAUCGUUUGCGAUUUACGUCCGUAUAACAACUUCCAAUAAUGCUAGCGCUAAUCCUUAACAAUUCUGUUUGCAAUUACGUUUGACAAAAAUGACAAAAUCAAACAAACAACGAAAGUAAACAAUUUGUAUUACAGCUCUCGAAAUAGUCCUGGACAAAACUGUAUUUAUAAGCUUUUAGUAAUUUUAUUCUCUUAUAUACUUUAUUUUAAUAUGUUCUAUUCAAAUUGUCCAACUAGAAAGCUAUAGGGUACAUGUACCAUGCACGUGAGCAUGAAUUUUAUCAUCGAAUCACCCCCAUGCGUCGUAUUAAAUGCAGAGUGAUUUCGAUCAUAUUACCAGAAUGAUUUGAUUAAUUAUAUCAUCCGCGGGUGAUAUGAUUCGCAAAAAUCAGUGGCGAUCACUCGUAUACGAGAUGGCUGACAACAUCAAGACUGAUGAGUUUUUAUUGUUUUGUCGAAGAUUUUUAUUGAAAAUUUUGACGUGAAUGGGAAUUUUGUCAUCUUCAUGGCAGUGGCGAAUUCGAAGCCAAUCCGACAACUUGGUUAUGAUAUAUGCACAUUUUAAAUCAUCAUCAUUAUUUAUUUCUUUAGGGCCUGUUCAUAUGGGCAAAAAUUAUCCCGGUUAACGAGAAAACUUUUCGACUAGCCAAAUACUUUUGUUCUGUUCAUAUGGAGAAACGUUAUCUUACCGGGUAAAGUUUCUGACUGUGACGUAGCUGCCUCCUCCGCAGGCUCCUCUAUAUAGAUCAAGUUUAAAUAUCGGUAAUAUAUAGAUAACAUCAAUUGAAUUGAAAAGUUGCUGAUACGACAGAAAGUUAUCCCGCUAAGCGGGAAAAUUGUGUUCAUAUGGGAGAAACAUUAUCCCGGUCACCGAGAUCUCGCCUGUCAACAGGCGAGAUCUCGGUACACGGGAAAACGUUUCGUCUCAUAUGAACGCAGUGUAACUUUUCAUAUUAUUUUCAUUCCAAGGCGAGGUCUCGCUUGUACUGUAAACUUGUCGAAAACGUUUUCUCGCUGACUGGGAUAACUUUUGCCCAUAUGAACAGGCCCUUAGAAAAUGACUGUUUUUACGGUCUUAUGCAUGAACACAGAAAUAUUUGCAUAGCAUAAUCAAAUUGUCGGGCUAGCUUCGCCACUGCCUCACUGAUCCAAAGGAUAUAUACUACAGCUGCACUCAAAUAUUUCUAAAAGGAAAGCGACAAAAAUUUACUUAAAUAGAAAAAUAAAGCAUUAAUGUAGCAUUUUAGCAUUAACUUAGUAUCAAAUUAGUGGGUCUUUGCCCUCGGGAAAUAUCGUCAAUUCAAGCAAUAAUUCGCCGAAUCGCCAUGCACGCUCCAGGUCAAUAGAUGAUAAAUAUUAAAUGCGAGAAUAUUACAUCGGCAAAAUAUAAAUAAUUGUGCAAAAUUUUAGGCACAAUGUUCUGUGAUUGAUGUACACUAAUGUCAGCGUUAAGUUUUUGAUUAAUAUUUAUAGUCUGGUUUUGAAUCCGGAUAUCAAAUUUGAGAAAUGCAGUUUGCAUGGAAGAGCAGGUUCUCUCAUAAAUAUGUCAUGAGAUAGUAUUGUCAAAACGAUAAUUAAUGCUGUACAAAUUUCCAAAUUGCUUGUUACGUCUUAUUAAGGGAAACCAUUUGAACUUUUUGUACUUUUAUUAGCUGGAUUUUACAAAAACUCGUUAUAUGACAUGUUGCAAUAGACCAAAUAUUGAUGUUUCCUAAUACCUGUAAUCUAUUCCGCGGUUUUGCAAAAGUCGCGUCCGUUGGCAGGUUAUCCUCCCCGGAGUAUACCGUAUUUUCCAUAUAGUGGAUAGGUCAGUGCAAAGAACUAUUGAAAUAUUUACUGCCGUGUGUUUGUCGGUGAUCCAAGUUUUGGCAUUUUGUAUGUACUUUAAUGUUUGGUUAAGUAUUGCCACAAUUGCCGAGGUGUACUCUAUUUGGACAAAUCUCGUACUGAAAUCUGAUCUUGUUCAUGGUUUGUUUCAAAUCUGUAGUUUCAUGGGUUUUUAAAGGUAUCGAUCCAGAACAUUUGUGUGCUUGACUGAAAAAUACGGUAUUGUGCUAGAUUUUGCAAAGAACUACGGACUGCCGCAGAUUGGUUGUAAAUUUUUUAAUGAUAACUAAAAGAUAAAAUCUUGCAUAAUUAUAUGCCGCGUGUAUACAAGACGAACUUCUGCCUUCUGUAACCAAAUUUUUAAACGUCUUUACGUGUAGUUGAACAGAACUGAUUCGUGUUUUGAGGUAUAUUAAUACUUUUUACAGUGUUGAACUUCGAGAGAAAACUGGAAUUAGCGUUGUAGAAUUUGAAAUAUUUUCUUUUCAGUGCAUUAUCCAACUUACGGAAUUGUGGAUUUUGAAACUGAUUACACUCCACAAAGAAUAUAUACCUCAAAAUUCCAUAUUCUCGUGGAGAUUGCCUUGCAAAACGUUUUAAUUUACGAUCCUACAAUUUGCCGAACAAAUAGAUUUUUGAACAAUGGGAACAUCAAGCGAGGCUGAUUCUAGCAAACGUACCGAAGAAUUAAGACAAAAACUAGACGAACUACGGGAAUCGAGAGAAACUACAGAGGAGACCCUCUCGGAUUGCCGCAUGAGAUGGGAACGAAUGAAAGAGGAGGAAAUAAAAUUCGCCGAUCCCGAGGAUGUUGAAGGACUGCUGGAGAGCUACGAUGACGACUGCGGUGGAACUAGUCAGCGAAGUUCCGCAAUAGAACGAACAUUUAUGGAUGGCGGUGAAGGAAUGGGGAUGCCUGAUGAUCACGAGGAACAAUCGUUGUGUUCGGUAUUGAAUAUUAUUUGGAUGGAAUUGAUUGGACUGGUUUUGACUGUGUAUACGUUCAUACGUGCCUCAAAACGUAAAGAAUAAGUUUUUAAGUAUAGUAAUUGUAUUAUAGCGAGAAAAUUCAAGAUUUUAGCACUUUAUUGUUCAUUUUAGUACUGAACUAAAGUACCAUAAUAUAUGCC
Messenger RNA from Paramuricea clavata, 3885 nucleotides. NCBI's taxonomy places the organism in Eukaryota, Metazoa, Cnidaria, Anthozoa, Malacalcyonacea, Plexauridae. The record is from the annotation of a GenBank genome assembly.